AUGAAUUCUGACGAAAUAAUUAAUGAGGAGCUUCCUAUCUCCGAAAACCUAGGAACUACUGGUGUAAACUCUACCCAAGAGAAAAUACCAAACAUGAGUCAGGAGACGACGGGUCCUAUCCCUCGGUUCCUGAUCAUGAGAAGGAAGAAUGGCGACUUCACAAGAGUCAGUCCAUUCCUAAUCCAUAGAGUAAUGUAUGGACUUAUAGGCACAACUAAUGACUUGAAGAAAGUAAAGGACGGUUUGCUCAUAGAGACAAAAACUAGAGCCCAAGCAGAGAGACUGCUUUCAAUUGAAAAAUUCUCUGAGUUUGAGGUUGAGGUUGUUCCGCAUAAAACCCUCAACAAAAGUAAAGGUGUAGUAUUUUGUAAAGACUUUCUCAACUGCACAAUUGAAGAAAUAGAAGAAGAACUUAAAUCUCAAGGGGUAACCAAAGUAACCCGUAUGAAACAAAAGAAAGGACAUGAAACAGUUGAUUCACCAAAUCAUAUUUUAGAAUUCAACUCAACUAAAUUACCCACUAAUAUACAUGCCGCUCUCUACAACUUAAGAGUUCGUCCGUAUUUCCCAGCACCAAUGAGAUGCUUCAACUGCCAACGAUUUGGACACAUAUCCUCACGGUUCGAAACAGAGAAAACCUGCAUUUGUGGAAAAAAAGAACACGAAGGAGAAUGUGUAGAACCUAUUAUAUGGUACUGCCUUGGUGAUAAUAUGACGGAUCCUAUAAGUAUAGAGUGUCCCAGUAAAACCGUCUCAUCAGUUUCGUCAAAACGUUGGAUUUUGAAUAAAGCUAACUGGGAUUUAUACAGAGCAGAAUUGAACAAUUUGAGGGAAGUUAACCUCGAUAAUAUAGAUGACGCGGUCGAAGAAAUCAGCACUGCUAUUCUGAAUGCAGCCUAA
Leptinotarsa decemlineata (Colorado potato beetle) is the source of this 900-nucleotide messenger RNA. RefSeq lists its product as uncharacterized. The record is from RefSeq and is a predicted model, not a curated record. NCBI's taxonomy places the organism in Eukaryota, Metazoa, Arthropoda, Insecta, Coleoptera, Chrysomelidae.